AAGCGUGAAGACGUUGCUAGCUGUUUGUUUUCGAGUUUGUUUUUUCCGUAUUCCGUAUUGCCUUGGCUCUUUGUUUAUUUUCUUGUAUUAUUUUUUUUGUUUGGCGCGAGUUUGAGUCGCGUUCGAGCCGCGUUUACUUGUUAUUGCCUUGCUGCUGAGGGCCUGUGAUUGUGAUUGAUAUUCUGUGGCAGUGCGCCGAGGUGAAAGAGAGUGAGCAACGAUCGAGGAGCAGUAACUGCUGGUAUCCGUCGCAUAAUUGGUGUCAGCGAUUCGAAACGGCCCAAAUGUGUUGGAAACGGCUGGCAAAAGCGUCACUUGCCAUUUGCAGCUCCGCAAUCGCGGAUCGAAUUGAACUCGGGCCAAUUGAGCCACUCCACAGCUGACUCCACAGCUCUCCAUAGCUCCACAGCUCCACAGCUCCACAGCUCCAUAGCUCUAUAGCUCCACAGCUCCAUAGCUCCACAGCUCCAUAGCUGCAUAGCCAGCACCACACACACCUGAGCAGAAAGCCAACUGAGUGUUUUCCCGAAGGUCGACCGCAUCUUUACAGGCUUUCGACGACUCUGCGUCACCGGCUCAAGAAUGUGUUAAUUCGGUGAUUCAAAAACAAUAUCGACGGCGACUGGUCCGCAGCAGCACUUCAGUCGACGACUCGAAAUUUGCAUAAAAAAGUAAACAAACGCGAAUCAUAAAAAUAAGAGAAAAUAAGCAGUGAUCAAAUCGAAGCGAAUUCCACACUCCAUACAUCAAUCGAUACGCUAUGAAAGUGAAUACCUGAGAAACGAGUGUGAAAUAUUUCAUAAAAUAUUUAUACAUCCUUUAAUAAUUAUGUUUAUAUGGCAUAUGUAAGCACUUAAAAGCUUUGUGAUAGUGAAAUUCGUGUUAUCAAUUUGCUUAUCAUAUUGUACCUUCCAUAUACUAUGUAUGCUAUGCAACUGAUAAGUGAAACUUGCACUUUUCUCCACAAAGCCUGAGGAGGAGCAUCAUCGAAGAUGAUGCAUCGAAAGCGUCUGGAGCUGAUGCUGAUGGUGCUGAUCGGUCUGGCCUGGGGACUACUGCUGUCCGAGCUGAUGAAGCGCACUCGUGGGCAUAAUCGCUCCGAUCGGCUGAAGGAGGAGAGCAGUCCCUUUCCCAGCAGCCAGCGGAGCAGGAUCCUAGCCACGCCACCACCCACCACUGGUCCACCGACCACAAGUCCACCGCCGGACAUCCUGGCCGCGCGCCUCUUCAACGAGACACGCGUGCUGUGCAUGGUGCUGACCAGUCCGAAGACGCACCACAGCCGGGCCAUCCACAUCAAGCGCACGUGGGGUGGGCGCUGCAACAAGCUGAUCUUCAUGAGCAGCAAGGCGGACAGGGAACUGGGAGCGGUGGCGCUCAACGUGCGGGAGGGCUACUCCAAUUUGUGGCCCAAGACGCGGGCGGCGCUGCAGUACGUCUACAAGCACCACUUCCAGAAGUACGACUGGUUCCUGAAGGCCGACGAUGACACCUAUGUUAUUAUGGAGAACCUGCGCGCCUUUCUACACGCCUACGAUUUCAGGCAACCGGUUUAUUUUGGAAACAAGUUUCGCCAGCAUGUGAAAGAGGGAUACAUGUCGGGAGGAGCGGGCUAUGUGCUGAGCAAGAUGGCACUGCACCGGCUGGUUAAGCUGGGCUUUGGCAACAGCAGCAUCUGCACCAGUCGCAACUACGGCUACGAGGACGUGGAACUGGGACGCUGUCUGGCGGGAGUGGGCGUCGUGGGUGGCGAUUCCCGGGAUGAGCAUGGGUUGAGUCGCUUCAUUCCCUUCUCGCCACUGCACUGGUAUCCCCAGCCGCCGGAGUGGUACCAGCCACUGCUCUACUACACACCAUCAGAUAACUCCAGUGACUGCUGCUCAAACACGGCCAUCUCGUUUCACUACAACAACGCACAGGAGUUCUACGUGCUCGAAUAUAUUAUCUACAAGCUGCGAGUUUUUGGCCUAAAUAGGGAACUGGGUCAAUUGCCAAAAAAGAAAACAAAUUCCAGGCCAACUUCGAGUCAUUUUCAGGCCAAAACGGCUGAGCUCGAGCAAAACGCUCUUAACAAAAUGGCGCCAGGCAAAAAUGUCGCAAAACCAAAUUACCGAACUAAGAUCAUCGCCAAGAUGAAGAAAUAAUAUUACCAUUAGGAAACUUUCAUUUGGAUUGACUGCAACAGACUAUGCCAAAGAGUAACACCAAGAUAACGAUAAUAGAUAAUCUAAAACUGCUCCUUGAAUUUAAGAAUUAAGUUUAAUAGAUGCCAUUUAAGCUUUAAUUUGUUAUG
This is a messenger RNA of Drosophila teissieri, 2293 nucleotides long. RefSeq names its product glycoprotein-N-acetylgalactosamine 3-beta-galactosyltransferase 1-like. The coding region runs from base 993 to 2144 and encodes 383 amino acids. The transcript has 4 exons. Gene Ontology annotation, molecular function: N-acetylgalactosaminide beta-1,3-galactosyltransferase activity. The record is from RefSeq and is a predicted model, not a curated record. Lineage: Eukaryota; Metazoa; Arthropoda; Insecta; Diptera; Drosophilidae. Gene Ontology annotation, cellular component: membrane.